Monomorium pharaonis (pharaoh ant) is the source of this 1908-nucleotide messenger RNA. RefSeq names its product lysosomal acid glucosylceramidase. Gene Ontology annotation, biological process: glucosylceramide catabolic process. Lineage: Eukaryota; Metazoa; Arthropoda; Insecta; Hymenoptera; Formicidae. The record is from RefSeq and is a predicted model, not a curated record. Gene Ontology annotation, molecular function: glucosylceramidase activity. Bases 163 to 1704 code for a protein of 513 amino acids. The transcript has 8 exons.
CGCGCUGACGAGAAAACGAAUCACCUACGACGGCAUUACGCGAUCGGCCUCUUUGACUUAUCUGAAGAAGCGCUCUUCAAGCUGCAUUAGAUCUGAUACGAAGGACCGGAAAUUUUUUUCUUCAAGACAAUCAGACUAAGAAGUUUCUCGCACUAACUCAAGAUGUUACGAACGGUAAUUUUGAUCGCCUUCUUAGCUGUAGUGAAAGCAGGAGAUGAAUGUAUACCACUUUCAUUUGGGGAGGAUUCUAUAGUGUGCGUCUGCAAUUCAACAUAUUGUGAUUCAAUAAGUGAACCGCAAUUACAAGAGAAUCAGAUUUUAUGGUACACGUCCACUAAGGAUGGCAAAAGAAUGCAAUCUUCUAUCAUUAAUUUCUCCAACAAAAACAAGUCUGAAAAUGAUCUGGUCCUCAUAGUGAACAGCAGUCAAAAGUAUCAAAAGAUAUUUGGAUUUGGCGGGGCAAUGACCGACGCCGCCGCACUUAAUAUUAGAAGUCUCAGCAUUGAAAGUCAACGUUUAUUACUUGAAUCGUAUUACGGUUCCACCGGUAUUGGAUAUACAUUUGCCCGUAUACCUAUCGCAGGUACCGAUUUCUCGACGAGACCGUACACGUACGACGACAUACUCGACGAUAUUACGUUAAGUCAUUUCAAACUUGUGGAGGAAGACGACUACAAAAUCGGAUAUCUACAUGAUAUCAAGAGCAUUAUGCCUAAUCCAGAUAGUCUCAAGAUAUUGACAACUUCGUGGAGCGCUCCUCCGUGGAUGAAAGUCACAAACAGUAUAACAUGGGGUGAGAUAUUUGGUGCCUUAAAAAGAGAAUAUUAUCAACUUUACGCUGACUAUAUAAAAAAGUUCUUUGAUGCAUAUAAAGAACGUGGUAUACACAUAUGGGGUAUGACACCAGGCAAUGAGCCAUUCGAUGGAUUUAUUCCAUUCUUUACUUUUAAUGCCAUGGCUUGGACGCCCGCCGCGUCGGCAAAGUGGACCACAGAGUUUUUAGCUCCGACUUUGUCAAAUGCCGGAUAUAAUCCUAUUUUUAUAGCGUUAGAUGAUCAACGCUUUGAAAUACCAUGGUAUCCCAAGAUGAUGUUCAAGAAUCCAAAAGCUGAGAAACUGUUUUCCGGCACUGCAGUCCAUUGGUACGCUGAUAACUAUUUUUCACCAUUUAGACUAAAUGAACUGCAUGACACGUAUCCGGACAAAUUUAUAUUGCUGACCGAGGCAUGUACCGGUAGCAGUCCCUUGGAUAUAAGAAAGGUAAUAUUGGGAUCAUGGGAACGAGGACAACGUUAUGCUCUAAAUAUAAUUGAGAACUUGUCGCACAUGGUGGUUGGAUGGAUAGAUUGGAAUAUAGCGCUCAAUGAGGAUGGGGCACCAAAUUGGGCAAAAAACUAUGUAGAUUCACCAAUCAUUGUUAUGCCACAGAGAGAUGAGUUUUACAAGCAGCCUAUGUUUUAUGCGCUUUCUCACUUCAGUAAAUUUGUGCCGCGCGAUUCUUAUAGAAUUCUAUCUACGGGUCUUGAGAACAAUCGAGAUAUUAAAGCAAUAGCUUUUUUGACGCCUGAAGAAAAAAUUGUUAUCGUCGCAGUUAACAAAGCUUCUUCUCCUGUUGCUAUAACAAUGAAAGAUACGAACACAAACAAUUUAAUAGAUUUACAUCUACCUGCCAAUUCUUUCAAUACAUUAUUAUAUUUACCAUAAAAAUGCAAAACUUAUGUCCAAAUUAUGGAUAAAAAAUAUACGUUUACAAAAUUCUCUUCGCUUUCCUUACAAAAAAAAAUUGCAUAAAAGUUUUAACAUUGUUUUCUACUUCAUGAUUUUUUUAAUAAAAGAACAAAGACGGAUCGUACGUUGUAUACGUGGGAUAGAGAUAUUAAUAAAAGUUAAUAUAAUUAUCUUUCACAA